Hypanus sabinus (Atlantic stingray) is the source of this 2835-nucleotide messenger RNA. RefSeq names its product ras association domain-containing protein 8-like. The coding region runs from base 1 to 1371 and encodes 456 amino acids. Gene Ontology annotation, biological process: signal transduction. The transcript has 5 exons. The record is from RefSeq and is a predicted model, not a curated record. NCBI's taxonomy places the organism in Eukaryota, Metazoa, Chordata, Chondrichthyes, Myliobatiformes, Dasyatidae.
AUGUGCCGGAGGGAGAUGAACGUCACGGUCAGGAGCGAACGGGGGACGGGGUGGAACGAGAAUUUAGAAGAUUCGCCGUCUGUCCGUGGAGCGAAGGGAACUGAGUCAAUGGUACAGCUGGAGGAACUGGCCGCUGCCGACAGGAACAGGAAAGGCUGGUUACCUGAAAAUAUUGACGACAGGACUGAAGCCUCGGGCUGUACUGUGCCAAGGCAGAACAGAGCCCUGUCUGCGUGGGACCUGAUGCCAGUGUCGGCCGGUACCCUGAUGGAGCUGAAGGUGUGGGUGGAGGGUGUGCAGAGAGUGGUGUGUGGAGUGACCGAGGACACCAGCUGCCAGCAAGUCGUGAUCGCUCUGGCACAGGCUAUAGGUCAGACAGGCCGUUAUGUGCUGAUUCAGAGUUUCCAGGGCAGUGAGCGCCAGCUGAUGCCGACCGAGUGUCCAGUCCAGCUGCUGACCGCGUGUGGGCAGUCUGCCCGCGACAUCCAAUUCAUCCUGCGCCGUACUGGCCACACCGCCCCGGAGAACCCCAGCCCAGGACUCGCCCACGCCCGGCCCAAGAAGUCCCUGACCUUCAGUGGCGGGGCGCCGGAGCCCUCUCAGCGGGAGAAGUGGAAGUCCCGGGGGGCCAAAGCAGGCCCCCCCACCAAAGAGGACCUGGUCCAGCUGAUCCAGCGGCAGCAGCGGCAGCUCAGGGAGCUCGCGGACAGGCACAGCGCCUUCGUGCCGGAGACGGCGAGCCGGAGGCUGCCCAGAGAGCAAGAGGAGGAGGCGGCAAGGGGAGCCGAGGAGGAUGAGGAGGAGGGAUACUGGGAGCGGGAGCUGCAGGCAGAGCGCUGGAGGGAGAGGGAGCUUCUGAGCCGCUUGGAGGAACUGAAGGGGAAGAUGAAGGAGGUGGCAGAGAACCUGCUGGGCACGGGUCACCGAGCUCAGCUGCUCGGCCGCGAGAUCACACAGGAGGGCGAGAGAGCGAGAGCCAAACAGCUGGCCGAACAAAACAGCACCAGGGUGGCCAUCGGCAACGUGCAAGCCCACAUCCAGAGUGUCGACGAGGAGAACCAGCAGCUGCAGAGGUCCCUGCUCGCGAUGGAACAGGCGUUAGAGGAGGCCGAGCUCAGGCUGCAGGCCAAAGGCUUGGAGUUGGAGGAGCUGAACAAGGAGCUGAGGCAGUGCAACCUACAGCAGUUCAUCCAACAGACAGGCAGUGGUGGGGGCCACAGUCGCAAUGAGGAGGGGCCGCACAGCCCACCCACCAGUGUUGGAGAACUGGACUUCAUGACCCGACCAACAUCCAGGCACUUCCUGGGAAACCCGCGGAAUCUGCAGAACCCAGUGGUGUCCAGCCUGAACCCAGAGGGGGUAUUCGUUUGAGGUGACCCGUGUAUGGAUGGUGACUCCAGAUCCCCACCCAGGGGGCUGGAUUGUGUUGUGGGGCAGGCUGCAGACAGGGGGAGAGGUAUCUACCACCUAGUCUCUCAAACCUGUCCCAACAUUAAGGAUAAAGAUUUGCUUUACUCGUUACGUGCAGAUCGACACAUCUAAUGAAAUGGGUCGCUUGCAUCAAUGACCACCGCAGUCCGAGGAUGUGCUGGGGGCAGCCCACAAGCAUCGCCACGCUUCUGGUGCCAACAUAUCGUGUCCACAUCUUCCUUACCUCUGGAGGAAACCCACACGGUCACAGGCAGGAGAGGCAGUGGCAGGGAUCGAACCCCAUUUAGUAACUGCUGGCAUGGAAAAGCAUUAUGCUGACCGCUUUGUUACUGUGCUGCCUGAGAUGAGGCCAUUUGAUCACACGCAAUAAAAUUAACACUGCACUGUCUCCCUGUGUCUCUCCAAUGGGUUCAACAUCACUCAGCCUUCCAUCUACUGCAGGGGGACUAAUGACCAUUCGUGCAGAGAACUCAGUGGGUCUCCCUUCCCCACCUCUGUUCCCUGAUUCGGGACUCCCUGUGAGUCCUGAUGAAGGUUCUCAGCCCGAAACAUCGACUGUUUAUUAAUUUCCAUGGAUGCUGCCUGACCUGCUGAGUUCCUCCAGCAUUUUCUGUGUGUUACUGUGGAUUUCAAGCAUUGGCGGAAUCUCAUGUGUUCUUGAAUCCAAUGUCAUUAGCCUGUUAUGGCCCACCUCCCUGAUCCUCGGGGGGAGGGGGUCACCCUGUACCUUAUUCAAUCCAGCUGUCUUCCCCUUUACCCUCCCCCUCCUCUCUCACUCUCUCUUGCCCCUCUCCCUCUCUCUUCCCCACUUUCUCUUUCCCCUCUCUCUCCCCCGCCCACACUCUCUUGCCCCUCCCCCUCCCUCUUUCCCUCUCCCUCCUCAGCCCCCUCCCCACUCAUUUCCCCCCUGCCAGUGUUGGAGAAAUCACCCAGCUCUUGAAUUAUAAUGUUAACAAAGUUGUACAGAAAUCCUUAACUAUAUUUGAAAGGGAAAUAGUGAGAAUAAACUCAAUUUCUAUGUGAAUAAUGUAAAUUUUAGGUAUUUACAGUCAUUCUGUGUCUGAGUUAACUACACCGAUGUGGAAUUGGUGAGGUUAUAAUCUCAGUUCAGGUUGAUACUGACUACAGGCCAAUCCUGGAUGUUCUCCGAGAGGGAUGUUAGAUUCACGAUUGUUCAGUACACAAGUGCAAAGGAGAACAAAAUAGUUGCUACUCCAGAUCUGAUGCAACACAAACAAACAUAAUAAGAUAAAGAACACAAUAAAUAUAAAUACAUAGUUUAUGUACCUAGAUUGAUUAGCCAUCUUUCUCCCUCAGGAAUGUAGUGUAUAAAAGGUCAUGACUGGCUCAGAUCUAUCUGAUUUAAAGUAUUUAAUGUUCAAAAAUAAAUGACAAUUGAAAAUA